AUUUUCAUUUUAAUUCUUAGGCGGCCUGGAGGAGAUAGGAUAUAUAAUGUCUUUGACAAUCAGCUUCCUGCUGCUUUACGGAAGCUUCCAUUUGAUCGGCAUCUUUCUCUCCAGAAUGUAAGAAAAGUGGUGUCAGAGGCUGAUGGUUAUCAGCCUCACUUGAUUGCCCCAGAGCAAGGUUACAGGCGCCUGAUUGAGGGGGCUCUUGGUUACUUUAGAGGCCCAGCUGAAGCUUCAGUAGAUGCUGUUAAUUUCGUUUUAAAAGAACUCGUGAGGAAGUCAAUAGCUGAAACUCAGGAGCUGAAGCGCUUCCCAACAUUUCAAGCUGAACUAGCUGCAGCAGCAAAUGAAGCUUUAGAAAGGUUUCGUGAAGAGAGUAAGAAGACAACUCUUCGGCUUGUAGACAUGGAAUCUUCUUAUCUCACUGUGGAUUUCUUUCGGAGACUUCCUCAAGAAGUGGAGAAAUCUGGUACUCCUGCUGCUGCCACAAACAUUGAUCGAUAUGCCGAAGGACAUUUCAGGAGAAUUGCAUCUAAUGUGUCAUCCUAUAUAGGGUUGGUGGCUGAUACUCUUAGAAAUACAAUUCCAAAGGCUGUUGUUUAUUGUCAGGUCAGGCAAGCAAAACAGUCAUUGCUACACCAUUUCUACACACAAAUAGGGAAGAAAGAGGUACAUUCUCUAGGCUCUUACUUUCUCUCAGUUUAUCUCUUAAGAAAGUGCACAUUUUUCCUUAAUGGAUAGUGAUAACAACUUUGG
Messenger RNA from Cajanus cajan (pigeon pea), 756 nucleotides. NCBI's taxonomy places the organism in Eukaryota, Viridiplantae, Streptophyta, Magnoliopsida, Fabales, Fabaceae. The record is from RefSeq and is a predicted model, not a curated record.